Messenger RNA from Scophthalmus maximus (turbot), 3484 nucleotides. RefSeq names its product fibrinogen-like 2a (gene fgl2a). Lineage: Eukaryota; Metazoa; Chordata; Actinopteri; Pleuronectiformes; Scophthalmidae. The record is from RefSeq and is a predicted model, not a curated record. The transcript is spliced from 5 exons. Bases 265 to 1761 code for a protein of 498 amino acids.
GACACAGCUAUCUGAGGCAGCAGCAGUUCCCCUGCGCUCUCUCCCUCCUGCAGGCUGCGCUUAUACACACUUACACACACACUUGAACCAAUAGGACACUGGACACACAUUCACGCACUCUUAUACUUACAGGCAAUCGGCGCGCAUACACACAAACACUAUUAUACACGCACGUCCACUCACUAGAGUUUAUAUGAGAGGCAGUUGCAGACAUUUUCACUUUACACAGACUUAUUUCUCCUUGACAAAUCUCACUCAGAAGAAAUGGGGAAAAUUGUGCUUUUCGUUUGUGCCAGUCUCCUGCUCACAGCCACCAGCCAGGGAGCGGACUUCCCCGUCAACUCAAACCAGAGAUGGGACGCUAGAGGAGCUUACACUUUGGGAUCUGAUUCUAGUGCCCCCACCUCCUGCCCCAUGAAACUGAGACCCUCAGGCCAGUGUGGGAGCUCCGGAGCCGGGGCAGAGGAGGGCGAUGACUGUCCGUACCAGCUCACCUUACCCCCCCUCACCAUCCAGCUGCCCAAGCAGUUCAGGCUGCUGGAGAAGACAAUGAAGGAGCUGCAGAGCCUGAAGGAGGUGGUGAACAAGCUAAGGACUGGGUGCCAGGAGUGCCGCGGGGCACGAGGCAGUGGAGCCUUUGGACAUCAACAAUCUGACCAAGGACAGAAGGAAGCCGGGGAAGAAAUAAAACUGGACCUGACAGGACAGGAGGUGCUAGGUGGGUUGAGUCAAGAGGAGAGGGGAGACGGGAUGGUCCCUGGAGCUACUGUGGACAGUACUGGACUGGGACAAGGUUCUGUUUUUGGGAAAAUUACACCGAGCCCCAGCUCCAUGCAGGAGAUGCAGGUGAAGCUGAAUAGGAUGUCAACCAGCCUGCGCAACGCCCGGAGCCAGAUCUCGGCUAUGCAGGGUCGUCUGGAGGGGCUCAACCUGCUCAACAUGGACAACGUGCAGGCGAUGGUGGACAGGCGGGUGGAGAACAUCACCGGAGUGGUCAACAAGCUCAGCUCCACAUGCACCACCCAGUGUGCAGUAGUACAGAACACCCCUCAGUUCAUCUUAGCCCCCCGGGACUGCUCAGACUACAACGUGCUGGAGGGAAGAAAGAACGGUGUGUAUCGCGUGACCCCUGAUCCCCGCAAUGGGACAUUUGAGGUCUUCUGUGACAUGGAGUCCUUUGGAGGGGGCUGGACUGUGAUACAGCAACGGCUCAACGGGUCCGUCAGCUUCAACCGCACCUGGACCGAGUAUAAGAAAGGCUUCGGCAACCUCAGAGGUGAGUUCUGGUUGGGCAACGACCAUCUCCACUUUCUGACAAAGACCAAGGACAUGAUUCUGCGUAUUGAACUGGAAGACUUUGAGGGCGUCCGGGAAUAUGCAAAGUAUGACCAGUUUUACGUGGCCAAUGAGUUCCUUCGCUAUCGGCUGUCUGUCAGUGGAUACAGUGGGACUGCUGGCAAUGCCAUCAGUUUCAACAAGCACUUCAACCACGACCAGAAAUUCUUCUCCACGCCCGACCGUGACAACGACAUGUACCCCUCCGGGAACUGCGGCGCCUACUACAGCUCGGGCUGGUGGUUCGAUGCCUGCAUGUCGGCCAACCUCAACGGGAAGUACUACCACAAGAGGUACAAGGGAGUGAGGAACGGCAUCUUCUGGGGAACGUGGCACAACAUGUCGACAGAGUACUACCCCACCAACUACAGGCAGGCCUUCAAGACUGUCAAGAUGAUGAUACGGCCCAAGAACUAUGCUCCUUAAGAGGACAGGUACACAUUCACGAGUACAGUCCAGACAGACAGAGAGACGGACAGACACAAACAAAGACAAAGAAAAUGGACGGACAAGUAGACUAAAAGCCCUAUAACCCUAUAGAAGUUUGAAUGUCUCAAACAAAAAUAAUCGUGGAAAAAAUUUAACUAUGCCAUUACUUUUUCAACUAAAGUGAGUGUGGCAAUGAAAAAAAAACGUUGGAUUAAAAUGAUAAUAAUAAAGGACAAUGGACUAUUAACAGUGAUGGACUAAUAAAAAAAAACACACAGUGUAAAGGGCAGUCUCCUACAGGGGACAUAAUAUUACACGCCGGGUUACCAUGAGAGAUUUUUCACUUUUCUCUGACAUUUUCCACUUUCUGUUAUGCUGCCUCCCGCUAUAAACCCGGCCACGACACAGCACAGCACAGCGCAGCACAUAGUAGUAGUAAAAACUAAUGAGCUAUCAUUUUUCUUCACUCCAAAUGGUUUCAUAAUUAAGAGCAGCCACUCAAGUGAGGUAUAUGAGAGCUGAUGAUACAGUUUUGAGCGGGUCGAAAAUUUUUCAUGCUGUGGUCAAACUGUUUGAAAAAAAGAAAAGAAAAAAAAAAAAAACCCCACCAGCAAUGAUACACAGCACUCUUUAGGCUGCAGUGAAUAAGUUAAUAGCUUCUGUGUCAUUCAUUUAAUUACACUGGGACACUUUGCUGAUGUAUCAUCAUUCAAUACAAUAUAAAACUUCCCAGUAUAAAUAUGUAGCCGGAGAUAAAUUUACAUUGGGUUACUCCCCAAGUACAUUCUGCAUGAUGGAUGUUUUAGUAAAUUGUGCUUGUCAGCAGCCACUGAGCAGGACACUGCUGCGAGACAAAAAAAAAAUGUUCAAAUUGUUUUUCCACCCUUUUGCUCAGGGUGCACUGAGCUACUGCGCAACUCUUGAUGACAUUCACCAGUGUUUAAAAAAAAAAAUCCUCCCUGACUCACCACUUGUACAAUACUGCUACCUAGUGUUAGAAAACUGUAUAGCAUCAUUUAAUCCAUUUUAUACACACUGUGAAUGGGAAGGACGGGGAAAGAAAAGUUUAAGGCUGUGUACAGUAUUUAUUUCAUUUUGAGAGGUUAUGAUAGCUUUUAUAUAAUAGAUGGGUCAUAGAGUCUAACGAAUGUAGACAUUCGAGCAGUGAUGAAGACUGGACAUUAUUGUGACCAUUCAUAGUAAAUACGUGUGUAUUCAGAGCUUUGUUUUUGUACAAUAUUGAUCUUUUCUAUCAUUCAUAUUCAACCGUCAUGCCAAAAGAUAUGCACUUUUUAUAUCAAAAAAAUUGAAUAAAGUUCCACCUACAUGUGUACAUUGCAGUGUUGUUGGCAAAACUUAUGCCUAUUGCAUAAUUUCAAAGCAUCUUCUGUAUUGAAAUCACCCUUCAAUAAAUGUAUACAAACAUGUAUACACGUUUAGCAUGAGUAUCCAUCAAAAGAUAUUCUCAAGUGUCUGCCUUCUUGUAUCCAGGGCCAUAUGAUGCCUGUAACAAUGGAGGGACGAUGUGCUGCAUGCCCAUUUUAAAUGGGUCAAUGAGGUGUUGAUUUUAAUAAAGCAACUCUCCAGCAAAUGAACGAGUUCCUAUUGACUUCACAGAGGAUACAUACACGAUUAAACUGUGGGCCAGUUACUUUAAUGUCUGUACACUGUAUGUGAUGAUAAAGUAAAUAAAAAAAUAUUGUGCUCAUCCACGCAAUGA